UAGUGGAAGCCGUUCACGUCACUCUAGUGCUGGAGUCCUGCUCGUUAACCCGCCUGUGGGGCUGAGCCACACUCAGAGAGAGAGAGAGAGAGGCAGGCUGACAGACCGAGGAAGCACAGCAGCUUCAGCAUGAAGCCAGGAACUCAACCCCUCGGUUCGGCACCUCUCCCCGCGCAGCAAGGCAAGAAAAUGCUGAGCUCGGAGUAACAUGACUGACAACUUUUCGGCAUCACCACCCUUGGAAACUCGAUAAGAGCAGCCGGGAGGGAACUGCCCGAGUGAGCCGUGUUUGAGGAGUGAGGGCGACAGUCCUUACAGUGAACCCAUGCGUUGGGGCCGGGAAGUCCAUGCGGCUCCAGGGUUUGCUCGAAGAUGAAGUUUGGAAGCGGCCCCUUGAUCCUGAAUGUUGGGGGAACCCGAUAUUCCUUCCCAAAGGAUAUGAUCAAGGACUUCCCCCUCAGAAGGGUUAGCAGACUUCACAACUGUGUCUCGGAGAAAGAGGUUCUGGAAGUGUGCGAUGACUAUGACCAGGAGAGAAAUGAGUAUUUUUUUGACAGGCACUCCGAGGCGUUCGGCUUCAUUAUGCUUUACAUUAAGUAUGGCAAGCUCCGGUUUGUCCCUCACAUGUGCGAGCUGUCCUUUUACAAUGAGCUAAUUUACUGGGGUCUGGACCGCUCGAACCUCGAAUACUGCUGCCAGAGGCGGCUGGAUGACAGGAUGUCUGACACCUAUACCUUCUACUCCGAGGAGGAGGAAGAGCUGAAAAGGCAGAGGAAAAAGGAGUUAAAAAAGAGCUCCUCAUCUAAUAGGAAGUGGCUGGAUAGGAUGAGGAGGACUUUUGAGGAGCCCACCUCGUCUGUAGCGGCCCAGAUUCUGGCAACCGUGUCGGUGGUAUUUGUUAUCGUUUCCAUGGUGGUAUUGUGCGCCAGCACACUACCAGACUGGAAAACAGCCGAGAACAACAGUGUGGAGGAGCACAGGUACACAGAAAAUUUAAUGGGACCAUCAGGGAUAAUCGAAGCGAUCUGCAUGGGUUGGUUCACCGCCGAAUGCAUUGUGAGGUUUCUCGUCUCGAAAAACAAGUGCGACUUUGUGAGAAAGCCUCUGAACAUUAUUGACCUACUGGCCAUCACGCCGUACUACAUCUCGGUGUUGAUGUCCUUCUUCACCGGCGAGAACUCGCAGUUACAACGGGCUGGGGUGACCCUCAGGGUCCUGAGGAUGAUGAGGAUUUUCUGGGUGAUCAAACUUGCUCGUCACUUCAUUGGCUUGCAGACGCUAGGCUUGACUCUGAAACGUUGCUACCGGGAGAUGGUUAUGCUCUUGGUGUUUAUCUGCGUCGCCAUGGCGAUAUUUGGCGCCCUCGCUCAGUUGUUGGAAAGCGGACUCGACUUGGAGGAUAAGAAUCCAGCCUACGCCAGUAUCCCGGCCUCCUGCUGGUGGGUGAUCAUCUCCAUGACCACUGUGGGAUAUGGGGACAUGUAUCCCUUCACCAUUCCCGGCAGGAUUCUGGGAGGAAUGUGUGUGGUCAGCGGCAUUGUCCUGCUAGCGCUGCCCAUCACCUUCAUCUACCACAGCUUCGUGCACUGUUACCAUGAGCUCAAAUUCAGAUCAGCUCGCUGUGGUCGGAGCUUAUCACUAGAAUAUCUGAACUGAGAGUGAGGUGAACUAAAUGCGGAGAGGCUCGUAUGGAGCAUUAAGGGGCAAUAUACAGCAGCCAGGCCUAAUGUGUUGUGACCAUUGCAACUAUGUGGCGGUAACUAGGAAUCCAGAGGCUGAGCAUUAAGACACCAUUCAGUUUGAGACAUUUAUGGCAGGACGCCCGUGCAAUUAGUAUGGUGGAACAAAUUAAUGCAGAUGCUGGAAUCUGUACUGAAAACAGCAAAUGCUGAAGAUCUCAGUGGGCCAAGGCAGCAUUCAUGAAGAGAGUUAAAAAUCACACAACACCAGGUUAUGGUCCAACAGGUUUAUUUGGAAUCAUUAGCUUUCAGACCACUACUCCUUCAUCAAGCUAGUGUGCUUCCAAAUAAACCUGUUGCACUAGAACCUGGUGUUGUGUGAUUUUUAACUUUCUUCUCCCCGGCACAUCCAAAUGCAUGAAGAGAGAGCAAGCUAACGUUUCGAGUCUAGAUGACCCUCUCAUCUGGAUACUGCCUGACCCGCUGUGAUCUCCAGCAUUUGUUGUUUUCAAUUAAUAUGCUGAAUUACAAACACUCUUGAAUCAAAUUUCACGCGCGAUCGAAUGUCAACUCAGCAAAGACGUGAAGCUGUUAAAAAUAUAAAUAGAACAUUCUCAGACUUGAGGAAUGGGUAAACAUUUUGAUUAUUUACAAGAUAGCCCAGGUGGCUCGAAGGUCACGAAAUAACAUCUCAGCUGAACUUGCUGAGGUGAAAGAGAAUUACUGGAAUGAAGGGAGGCUUUUGUUCAUUUGCUGAACAUCACUAGGCAUAGAAUAACGGUUCAUCCGAACGGUGGACCAAUUGACUCUUGGUUCAAUCAGAAAGUUUGCCAUUUUAUUUGAGAACUCGGCCAUUUCAACUAGUGAAGUCCAAACAUGUGCACUCAGCCUCUGGUUAAGCUGUAGAACGUACAGACACAGUCCAAGUGGAACUCAAUGGAAAAGUAAUGGAAGACAACUGCUCAUUUCGAGGGCACCUUUACCAUCCUGUGUAUAGCAACUCUGCCGUUAAACUUGGCGGCGGAGGACACAGUAGAUUAGUGUUAGGGUAAGCUUCAGCAAAUAAAAAAAACGCUUCAUUUUAGGGCAUAACGCGAGCAGAGUUAGCUGAUUAUCUCAAAGGUGAGGGGGAAGGGAUCGUGCUUAUUAUGUAGCGAGAAUCAUCUCUUCAUAGCUCCUAUCAAGUAUUUUAACAAAUGGCUCCACUAUAGAAGCCAAAUUCAAGUCUUUUCAGAAGAAGCUUCUAGUUUUGAGCUAGAAAGAAUUGAUUCGCAUGCAUCAACCUGUUACAUAGAGGUUUGGGACAAGAAACGAAACGAUUGUCUUUGGCACGUGUGUACUCAGCGUGGGACCAGCAUGUUGGUAAUGUAUUAUUUCCCGAAGUUUCUGCUCCUCCUACGUUAGGUACAGUAUGAGUUCCAGGCCAUGCUGAGCUUUCAAAUACUGCUAACAUGCUGCUAAAUACCAGCGGCAGAAGAAUACAAUUCAAUAUUUUUUUUUACAAACGUAGCACCCAUGUUAAAGGCAUCCCCAAUUGUCCUUAAACUAAGAGGCUUGAUAGUUUUUUUUCUCUCUGAUGGCAGUUUGGCUAGGUACAAUACUAUGGGUCUGGAAUCACAUGCAGGCAGACCGAAUAAGGAGAGUAGAUUUCCAUGCCUAAAGGACAUUAGUGAACUUUUAGGUUUUUAACAAUUAAGGAUGGUUUCAUGACACCUUUACUGAAAUUAUCUUUACGCUGUAUUAAUUGAAUUCAAAUUCCACCACUGCUACGGUGGAGUUUGAACCCAUCUCUAUAGAACCUUGGCCUGGACUCCUGGCCCAGUGGCAUUACCACUACCAUUGGCAACAUUUAUGCUGUAGUUUGAGGUUGGUUCUUGGGACCACACGCAUUGGCAAUGGUAAACAGCCUACAGCCAACCUUCCCCAUGCAUCUUUAGCAAGAGAGAACAUGCUUUAUUUUUGUUCUGAAGUCGGCUUCCAAACCAGGUCCUGACCUUUCAGAAACACUAGGAAUAUCUCAACAUCCGGUUAAGUAGGAACUGUCACAUCAGACUGAGGUCAACCUCUUUUAACAGGAGAUUGCAACAGAACCCACCUCCAAUAGGUAGACCAUGAAACGGCGUCAUUCAAAGCGGAACUCCAGAAAAUCUCUGACUAUCUUUUUGUUUUGAGAUUAGGUUAUAGUCAAACAGGCUUAUUUGAAAUUACACAAGCUUUCAGAGCGCUGCCCCUUCUUCGUCAGGUGCAGUGCGAGAGCAGCGCACACAGACCCAGAGUUGAUAGGCAGGGAGAUCAAACGAUCAUACAACUGGUGUGAAUAUGGAGUCAGUUCACACGUCUCUGCAGGUGACCAAGCGUGUAAGAUUUACACACCGGCUGUGUGCGCUGCUCUCUCCCUGUACCUGACCGCUUAUGUGAUUUUAAAUAAACCUGUUGGAGUAUAACUUGGUGUAGUGUGACUUCCAAUUUUAGCCACUCCAGUCCAACACCGGAACCUCCACAUCAGGUUUUGAGAUUGGUCGAGGAAGAAAAGUGAGCAUGUUGAGUCCCUCAAGGCAGAUCUUUGGAUAAAAUGCUUCACACAAUGUUUGAAAAACAUGAAAACCAUUCAAGUGGUAAAAUCUAGUGAUGGAUGAAAACACAAGAGUCUGCCUGGUAUUGUGGGGAAAAAGUCACUUCAUUCACACAAAACGCAGAUGGUGAAUGCCGCGAUCUGUUGAGGAUGAUCAUCUUUUUACCCAAUUCCCACAAAGCCCUGUCCAGAUUUCCUCAUUUGAGGUAGAUGCAGAGAUCGGAAAUUAAUCCUUCGAGCGAUGCAGCGUUAAAGGAUGGUUAAGUGGGCGUCUGCACCCACAAGUCCUGCAAAACAAAAAAAGAGUAUUUUUGACGAUUGUCGGCGGCUCUUAGAAAGAUUCGAGCAGUUGCAAAAAACAAAAUACAAAUCAAGCAGUACCACCUCGAAAUGCUUCCCUGGGGCGUGUCAGCACCUUCGCAGCCAGUUACUACCCAGUGUUCAGACAAGCGUUUUCCCUCAUUAAGAUCGAAGUGCGUAAGAAGCGGUGAAGAUUUCAAUGGAGUAGAGGUUCCCGGAGGCGAGUAGUUCCAGAUUGGCCUGAGCAGCGGAGGAUUCUCCUCGGAUUGUUCAGAGGUCAGCUCAACUCACGUUGGAAGGGAAGGCGGGAGGGCGAAGAAAGCUCCGGUAGAUUUCGGUCCCAUUAACACUACGGCGAGGUACUGUCGUAAAUUCAAGUCCCUUUCAGACUCUCGUGAAAAAAAAAUCUUUGCUUACUUUGGUCCCUGAUAUUCUGUU
Messenger RNA from Hemiscyllium ocellatum (epaulette shark), 4989 nucleotides. RefSeq names its product potassium voltage-gated channel, subfamily G, member 3 (gene kcng3). NCBI's taxonomy places the organism in Eukaryota, Metazoa, Chordata, Chondrichthyes, Orectolobiformes, Hemiscylliidae. Bases 373 to 1656 code for a protein of 427 amino acids. The record is from RefSeq and is a predicted model, not a curated record. Gene Ontology annotation, molecular function: delayed rectifier potassium channel activity. The transcript has 2 exons. Gene Ontology annotation, biological process: potassium ion transmembrane transport; protein homooligomerization. Gene Ontology annotation, cellular component: membrane; voltage-gated potassium channel complex.